Liolophura sinensis is the source of this 924-nucleotide messenger RNA. RefSeq names its product origin recognition complex subunit 6-like. The record is from RefSeq and is a predicted model, not a curated record. Bases 64 to 822 code for a protein of 252 amino acids. The transcript has 7 exons. Gene Ontology annotation, biological process: DNA replication; DNA replication initiation. Lineage: Eukaryota; Metazoa; Mollusca; Polyplacophora; Chitonida; Chitonidae. Gene Ontology annotation, cellular component: nuclear origin of replication recognition complex. Gene Ontology annotation, molecular function: DNA binding.
GGGAAAUUCCACCUUAAUGCUGUAGAUGUAAGAGGAACGGAACAUUUGUGAGGAGAAAAGAAUAUGAAUCAAAACGUUCUGAAGACCUUUUCCGUUAAGCUGGGAAUCACAUCCCAGCGUGUGCUAAGAAAAGCUCAAGAAUACCACAGGUUGAUAGAGGUGAAGACAAGCAGUACCGCAUUGGCAGCCCUGAAGAUCACAGGCAGCUGUGAAGUGGUCAUGUGCUUAGACUUGGCCUCUGAGCACUGUGGUGAACAUCUGGACAAGAAAAACCUGGUGCGACUGUCUGGCCUAAAUAAGAGGACAUAUUUGAGUUCGGUGAAGGCAUUAGAGAGUCUGUUAGGCCUGGAAACUGCUCAGACUCUGAAGGAGAUGGCUGUCCAGUACGGCUGCACUGAAGCUACAUCACUGGCAGAGGAAAUCCUACGCAGGUAUGUUGCAGUUCAGAAUGAGAAGUCUUGUCAGGAAAUGGACUUUAGAAGCCCUCUGUUCCUGUCAGCGGCAUUGUGUGCAGCUUGUAGAAAGCUGAAGGUGAGAGUUGAGUGGUCAAAGUUACGGGAUGUGGCAUCAGUGAAAAGAACUACCUAUGAAAGACUAUUGGUGGACAUGGGCAAUAUAGCACAGGAUAUCACAGGUGAUAAAAAGUCCCCAAACCGAAAGAGAGGAAAGUCAUUUUAUGAAGAAUUAGAGCAGGCCGUCUUAGAGGAAGAAGCUGUUCCUGUGAAGCAAGUCAGAGACACUGAAAACAACGAUCCUAAGGUUAACUUCCAGCUGUGGAAACAAAAAAUUUUGGCGCAAGCCGCUAAGAAACAGAGCAGUUGACGUUAAUGACUGUGGUUUUACCUGGACUCUCUCUUUGCAAAUUUGGUUCACGUAAAUUGAUGCCUCUGAAAUGUUCAACAGUAUUGUUACGUGAUUGCUUUU